UCUAAGGAGGAAAGGUUUGAAGCCGAUCUCCAUUGCCCAAGCCUUUGGUAGAAAGAUGUUUGGGCCGAGUGGACUGCCCACCAGAACUAAUCCAAGUCCAACGGCAGAUGCUCAAUUCCCCCUCUGAGUCUAGAAACCCACCGAACACCCUGUCGAUGAAGUGAAAUGCAAAUUCAGCCAUCGACACAAUCUCCGGCUACCUUAAGAUUCCUGGCAGCGAUUUCGACAGGUACCAUCCAAUUGGGUUUUACUCUAUUCAAACUCAAUACCGGUCCAUUGAAUGAAUCAGUUCGCCCCGUUGAGCAUCGCCGGAAUUACUCGUUCGCUUCGUCAACUGUUGCUGUUCUAAGAAGGCAGAGUUUCUUGAUUAGAGCACUGGGAGGAGGUAUUCAUCAUAAAGUUGAUAGUACUACUGGCAGUAUAAUGCAAGAGACUGAGGCUGAUGCUGUGAGCAUUAUCAGAGCAAUCACUCCUACUCUGGACCCAACUCGACAUAAAGGCCAAGCGGGUAAAUAGAGAACUUGAGAGUAAAAAAGAUUGCAACUUUGAUUUCAGUUUCACUCUUACCGUUUGUUGCCAACUGGGUUUUGGAUUGAUUGUUAACUCAGGGAGAAUAGCUGUGAUUGGAGGGUGCCGGGAGUAUACUGGAGCUCCUUAUUUUGCUGCUAUUUCAGCCUUGAAAAUUGGUGCAGACUUGUCUCAUGUGUUCUGUACCAAAGAUGCUGCUCCUAUUAUCAAGAGCUAUAGUCCCGAGUUGAUCGUUCAUCCAGUUUUGGAGGAGUCUUAUAGUGUAAGGGAGGAAGAGAGAAAGCAGGUAUCAGUGAAAGUUGUAGCUGAGGUCGAUAAAUGGAUGGAGAGAUUCGAUUGCCUUGUUGUUGGGCCUGGUCUUGGAAGGGACCCAUUUCUUCUGGAUUGUGUCAGUGAGAUCAUGAAGCAUGCAAGGCAUUCGAAUGUUCCAAUUGUCGUAGAUGGGGAUGCACUCUUUCUUGUAACAAACAAUCUUGAUCUGGUUCAUGGUUAUCCAUUGGCUGUUCUGACCCCCAAUGUGAAUGAAUACAAGCGACUGGUUCAGAAGGUUCUCAAAUGCGAGGUCGAUGAUGCUGAUGCACACAAACAAUUAUCGUCUCUUUCUAAACAGAUUGGUGGUGUAACCAUCUUAAGGAAAGGAAGAUCUGACCUCAUCAGUGAUGGUGAUUUAGUGAACUCGGUGAGUAUCUAUGGGUCCCCUCGGAGGUGUGGAGGGCAGGGUGAUAUUCUCUCCGGAAGUGUUGCAGUAUUUCUAUCUUGGGCACACCGAGAUUCCGUAGCUGCUGACAGGAAUCCAACUAUUCUAGGAUGCAUUGCCGGAUCAGCUUUGCUCCGGAAGGCUGUAUCUCUUGCUUUUGAGACAAGAAAAAGAGCGACUCUAACUACCGAUAUCAUCGAGUGUCUUGGAAGAAGUUUGGAGGAUAUCUCCCCAGCCUGUUGAGCUUCAUCUUCAGUCUUCUACCUAAACCUUAUUUGUUGUAGAAAGUUGUUCUUCUUUCACCCCUGUCUGAGUUCUUCUUAGUUUAGUUGCCUUGUAUAUCAACGUAAUAAAAAGGAUUAGGUCCAUUUUGAUGCAACUUGUGCUUGAAGAAUCUUGCCACUUUGAUGCUCUUUCAUGUAGUCUGAAACAACUUUUGGGUUGCUUUGUUGUAGCCCCCUGUACUGUGGAAUGUGGAUUACAUGGAAGAAUGCUUUUAAUAUCCCAAAUUUAGGGCUCGGUUGCUUGUUAGAUUUGAAAAUGAAGGUUUUGAGUUUUAAAAAUCUUUGGAUUUAUGAUGGAUUUGUUUCAUUAGGGAUUUGGAAGAGU
Messenger RNA from Linum tenue, 1834 nucleotides. The record is from the annotation of a GenBank genome assembly. NCBI's taxonomy places the organism in Eukaryota, Viridiplantae, Streptophyta, Magnoliopsida, Malpighiales, Linaceae.